GAGUCCUGACAGACCAAUGUGGCUCACCGUAACUUUAUCUCGGACACAAAUAAGGGAGGAAUAAAAUAAUACACAAUAUAAUCAGGAGAAGCAACACACUCUUUGCUUCAAAAUGAGUGACGACACAGACUCCCCUCCUGAGAGGGAGAUGAAGGAUUUUCAGUUUCGACAAAUGAAAAAAACAAGAGUCUUUCAGCCCACUGAAGAUUUGCCGAAAGAAAGAACUAGUCUGCUUACCAUCUCAAACAAAUUUGGUUUAACUUUUGUCGGGCUCGGCAGAACAUUCAAAGUUUACCAAACUCAAGUCAUCCUGGGGGCUGAUAAAUUUGAUGGCAACCCCAACGAUAUAGUCGAGGGGACAGCAGUUCUGGCAGAAAUGACUGUGGACCUGUCCCUGCACCACUUGGCUCUCAGUUGUGAUGAACUAACUUUGUCAGUGUGUGGUAUUUCUGAGGCGGGAGGGUUGUCCUUCACCUUCUACGAUGUCCGCACCUUCAUGAACAAGGCAAGAUCACAGAAGCUACCCUUUGCCUCCCUGCUGCCUGCAGUACCCCCUGGCUGUUUAGUGCAAGACCUGAAGUGGAAUCCCGUACAGCCGUCAAUGCUCGCCGUCUGUCUGUCUGACGGCUGUAUGAUGAUCUUGGAUGUUACUGACGGUGUCAAAUUGCAGGCCCAGCUUCCUGCUUCAAAUGGCAUCACAUGUAUUGGCUGGAGUCCAAAAGGAAAACAAGUUGCUGCAGGAAAAAUGAAUUCUGAAGUCAGUCAAUAUACACCUACACUAGAGGAAAAAAGAAAAAUCCCAUGUCCCAACUUCUACACUUCUGACGACCCUGUCAAAGUCCUCGAUGUGCAGUGGCUGAAAACCUUUGUGUUUGCUGUGGUCUAUGCUGCUGCAGACGGGUCCCUUGAGACCCCUCCUGAGAUAGUAUUGAUCUCCCUUCCUAAGAAGGAUGAGAGGACGGAGAUAAAGUAUCUGAACUUCAGUGACACGGUGUACGGCAGCUGCACCGGGCGACAACACCACUUCUUUCUUAGCCAUGUGGAGGACUGGGACCUCCUGUUUGCAGCAUCGGCGGCCUCCAUUGAAGUCAGUGUCAUAGCCGCCAGACAAGAGGACAAGAACUGGGAGCUUUGGAUCCUGGAAGAUGCGAGUAGAGCUGAGCUUCCAGUGACGGACAAGAAUGAAGACACGCUGCCUCUCGGCCUAGCGAUAGACUUCACCAGCCAGCAGGAGAUCUUCAUCACCGAUGAGAAAACCUUGCCUCCUGCGCCCACUAUGCUGAUGCUGUCCACAGAGGGACUGCUCUGUCCAUUUGCUCUGCUCAACCUCAAUCCUGGCGUCAAGCAGCUGGUCGCACCCCCCUCCGCCCUCGCCUUGGAUGGGGAGAGACCGCCCAUGCCAGGUUCUGUGGCUGCCCAACCUCCCAAAGUUGCUGCCUCCAUCCCAUCUGCCCCAGCGACAUUCCCAAACCUGGGUUUUCCCCCAGCUGCUGCUUCCACUCCUCUGGCCCCGGCUCCCUCUGCUGCUCCGUUUAGCGUCGCUCCUGUAGUUCCCGUGUCGUCAGCAUCGUCCAGCUUCGUUUUCUCGGUCCCGACCACAUGCGCCGCCUCUGCUCCUCCAGCUUUCUCCCUGGCGACAACUGCAUCUUUUGGCUCGGGAUCCUUCAACUUCUCCUUUGCCAAACCUCCCUCAGACACUCCCUCAGCACCUUCAGCGUUUUCUUUCGCUCCGCCCAUCAAACCAGCAGCGGUGGCAGCUCCACUUCCAACUCCCACACCCCAGAGCAUUGCUGCUGCCUCUCUACCAACAGUGAAGCUGAAUCUGGCUGAUAGGUUUACAGCAUUGGAGUCACCAGCACCACCCUCACAGCCUUUCUCCUUCAAUCCCUCACUGCCCAAAACAGUGACCCCCAUUAGCAGUAGUUUGACCGCCCCUCCACCCUCAGCCGCUAAGCCACCAGCUGUAAUGGCUCCAAUGCGUCCGGUUCAAAUCAGCACGCCCCCGUCAGUCGUUCAGAAGCCGGCUCCUGCUCCUGCUCCUGCUGCACAGGGACGCCUCCAAACACCACAGCAGGCAGCUGUUAGUAUCAAGACUUUGGAGAAGCAGCUACAGCAAAAGAAAGACUCCGAUCCAAUCAUGGCUGGCAUAUUUGAAGAGAUCGCACACUUCCAGAAGGAGUUGGAUGAUCUUAAGGCGCGAAGCUCUAAAGCUGACUUCAAGGUCGGCACAAAUGAUGAGAUGAAGGAGUUGAGGAAGGAGUCAGAGGACCUCCAUAUUUUCACCCUCGAGAUCAAGGAGACUACAGAGUCUCUCCAUGGGGACAUUGGUACGCUGAAGACCACCUUACUGGAGGGCUUUGCUGGGGCAGAAGAGGCAAAGACCCAGAGUGAGCUGAGCAGAGACAGAAAUUACAGACAGCUGCUUUACAAAAAACCUCUGGACCCCCGCAGCGAGGAUCAACUCAAGGAGAUACGCAGGCUGUACCAGUACAUCAUGUUCGCUGUGGAGGAUGUCAAUGAUGUUUUGGAUGUGGAAUGGGAGAAACACCUGGAGAAAAAGAAGAAGCAGAAACACAUGGUCGUGCCAGGGCGCGAGGGUCUGUUCACUACGCUGGCCAACAACCUGUACAUCAUCAACCAGCAGAAAAACAGACUGGACCAGCUGGUCAAGCAGCUCACUUCUCUGCGCCUCUACAACAAGACGACCGCUCCCACAAUAAGCCACAGUGCUGCUGCAGAAACGGCUGCUGGUUUGGAAAGCGAGAUUGAGAAUUUAAGGGAUUCCCUCCUGAAAGCCAAGCUGGGCACCAACCCUCCCAUGCCAAAACCCAAGUCUCCAGUCAAGAUAUCCCCAGUGAAACAGUCCCAGCUGCGUAACUUCCUCUCAAAGGGGCAGAUGCCUCCUGUCCGCUCAACUGCACCAGCCAACCUGUCUCGCUCUGCCUUCCUGUCCCCUAAAUACUACGAGGACUUGGACGAUGUGAGCUCUACCUCCUCCCUCUCUCAAUCCCUGGAGCCCCACCCGGCUGACUUGGAGCUGGAGGAAGAGGAGCUACAGUUGGCACCCCUUCCCCUUUCUAUCCACCUUCCAGCCUUGUCCACCCCCCGCCAUCCCACAGUUGUGAGGACCCCCUCGAUCCAGCCAGGCUUCGGGGCCAUCCAGUCCACCCCAUUGACAAAAAUUCACUCGGUACCAGGUUUGGGCUUUGGACUCAGCCCUAUUGCCAGCCCUGUUCCCAGCAAUAAGAUUAACCUGAGCGGGGCUGACAGCACUGCUCUGGCCACAAAGACGGUAAAACACGGAGCCCCCCCGACCGACAGGAACGUCACCAUCCCAGCCCAGCAGGCUGCAGCCACUGCUGCCCUACGCAGGCAGAUGGCCAAUCAGAAGCCAGCUGUUGUCAGUGCGUCCUUGACCGAGUCCACCCUGAAGACUGUGCCUCAGGUGGUCAACGUCCAGGAGCUCAAGGACAAAGGGCCUCCCAUGCCAGUUUCCAUCAGCUCAUCAGCAGCAGACUCAGCAGCUUCGGUCUUUGCGAUUCACCAGGCCAAACGAAAUCCUACCCAAGGUUUCCAGAAGAUGUCCAGUGAAAAUACAAGCACCCCCCAGUCCAGCUUUGUGUUCGGUCAACCAACCAAAACAGAGGCUCCAGCGGCUCCUGCUGGCACUGCCGAGCAAAGCUCCAGCAAAGGCUUCUCCUUCGCCUCAGGGUCCACAGGCUUCAGUUUUUCUUCUGUUACCCCAGCAGCUGGAGGGUCACAAGCGAAGGAUGCUAAUAAAUUUGCCUUUACCCCGAAGUCCACCUCCCCUGCUCUCGGCACUGCCUCUCCCACCUUGCCUAUAAACACGUCAGGAGACAAACCGGCCCAAAGGAUAGAGCCACAGCCCCUGAAAACGAUCGGUGGGGAGACUCUGGGCAUCUUCUCUGGACUUCGCGUGGGCCACGGAGAGGAGGCCAAAGAGGCGUCCGCUAAAGCUGCCAGCUCCUUUAGCUUUGGGGAAGCUGGACUCGGUCUCGGCAAGGGAGUACCGCAGUUCAGCUUCGCUCCGGGUCCACAAAAGCCUGCGGAAGAUUCUACGGGAGUGGAUCUGUCCAAGGGGGGGGCGUCGGGCAGUCUGUUCAAGCCCCCUGAACCUACCCCCAAGCCAGCCUUCUCCGUCCCUCAGUCCAGUCUGACGGCCUCGGCCUCCCCCACGUCUUUCAGCAGUCUUCUCGCGGCUUCUCCAGACUCUGUAGAGGAACAGAAAGUUUCCCCCCCACCUUCAGAACCCACCCCAUCCCCAGCUGUAGAGAGCCCUGGCCCCCCUGCCGCACCUGAGGAGGCAGCUGCCACAGAAACCCCAGCAAUUACAGCACCAUCACCCACCCCUCCUCUGGUCGCUACAUCCCCGACCCCAGACCCCCCCUCCUAUACCAGCGCCCCCGCUUAUGCAGUCCCACCAGCCACGGCAGCUCCCACAACAGCAGCCCCCCCAGACAGCACCACCACCACCGACACUGCUCCUGUGCCAACCUCUGCUGCCCCCGCCCCUGCUGUAGCCCCCACCCCUGCUGUAGCUCCACCAGCCUACCCGGUACCCAGCUCUGACAAACCCGGCUCCAUCUUCACUCAGACGGCCCCCGCCAUAACGGACAGCAGUUCCCUCGGAGCGACACUGGUGAUCAGCACAGUCGCCGCUGUGGCCCCCACCCCCACCUCCACUGUUAGCACAUCUGCCACUCCUAGCACUGUGUUUGGGCAACCUGCGGCCCCUCCAGCCUCUUCAGCCCCGGCCCCCUCAGGUUUCGGCUCCACGGCGUUCGGGGCAGCACCUGCAGCGGGUUUCGGCAGCUCUGUGUUCAGCCAGGUGAGCGGCUUCGGCCAACCUGCCGCCAACACUGAAACACCUGGCGGCUUUUCUUUCGCCCAAUCAGCAUUUGGUGCGAGUUCUAACAGCGCCACGACCGGCGGGAGUCUCUUCGGCGCCGCGACCCCCACCAACGCCAGUUCCUUCUCCUUCGGCCCGAGCGGCGCCAACACAGCCAGCAGCACCGGCUCAGGCCUGUUCGGACAGACAACAGCACCGGCAUUUGGCCAGAGCUCUGGAUUUGGGCCGGGGUCUGUGUUCGGGAGUAACACCACCACCUCCUCAUCUACUACAGGAUUCGGCUUUGGACAGCCCUCAGGCGAGCCUUUUGGCUCUGCCGCAGGCCCUGUGUUCGGCCAACAAGCUAGCAGCGGAAGUGUAUUUGGACAGCAGCAGCAGCAGCAGCCAUCGUCUGGUGGCACUCUGUUCGGAUCGAAUUCAGCCAACGCACCAGGCUCAGCCGCUGGAGGAGGAUUCUUCUCUGGACUCGGAGGCAAACCCAGCGAAGAAGCUGCCAACAAGAACCCAUUCGGGACCGGUGCUUCCCCCGGAGGGUUCGGGCAGCCCGCUCAGACAGGUGCCCCCUCUCUGUUUGGGAGUAGCAGUGCCAAGUCCUUCAAUUUUGGACAGAGCUCCUUCGUUGAGCAGAAGCCCAGCGGGACCUUCACCACUGGGGCAGGGAGUGUCGCAGCGCAGGGAUUCGGCUCCUUCUCAUCUCCGGCAAAAUCAGGUGGAUUCGGCAGUGCUCCGGUGUUUGGGAGUCCCCCUUCCUUUGGGAGUUCCCAAGCUUUUGGCGGUGGAGCAUCAUUCGGCUCGACCGCUUCCUUCGCCAACCCCAUGGUUCCCUCCGCCGGUAAAGUGUUCGGAGAGGGAACAGCAGCCUCCAGCAUGGGAGGAUUUGGAUUUGCCUCGCCUCCCAGCGGCCCGUCCUUUGGGUCCCUAGCCAAUCAGAGCGCUCCGUCGUUCGGGGGCCUGGCCCAGCAGAGCCCUGGGUUUGGGACUCAGCCCAGCAGUUUCUCCGGGUUUGGACAGCAGCCACAGGCGGGAGCAUUCUCCGGACACACAAACACCUUUGGCUCUGCUAACCAAUCAAGUGCUCAAACAUUUGCCAGUUGGAGAAGCUAGUUUUAUUAAAGCUCCACGUCACUGCUACAGUACUCUCUGCAAUCAAGCUCAUUGUGCCACAUAAUGGGUAAAGGGAGAAGAGUGUGUUGCAUUUGACUCGAAUAAAGUGAAUUAAAGGAUAUUCAUGCAUUUUCAGGAACACUACCUGUUAUGUAAAACAAGCUCACAUCCUUCCUCGGAAAAUAUAGUACAUUGUAACUCGCUGGUUUACAGGAUUGUCUUUCUUUGCUGUCAUAACGAAGGGAUUCUGGCAUUUUAUGUCCAGCAUUUUUAAGUGUUUGUGCACUUUUAAACAUAUACACGUAAGCCUAAACUCACUCAAGCAUCUGAACAGUUGACUCUUCCUUUGCAUUUUUGGAAAUUGUGUUUUCAGCAUGGCUAAACAAAUUAAAAUCAAGUCGUUUCUGUCAGUAAAGUAGCGUUUAUUAAAAAUGAGAAUGGUGGUCUAAGGUGAAACGGUUCUAUUUUCAUUUUCAAAUGAUUUUUGCAAUAAAUCCCCGCUUGAUGUAUAUUUUAAAUUAAAAACAUGGAAAUAAAUGACAUUUCUCCAAUUA
Molecule: messenger RNA, 6528 nt
Organism: Eleginops maclovinus (Patagonian blennie)
Lineage: Eukaryota; Metazoa; Chordata; Actinopteri; Perciformes; Eleginopidae
Gene: nup214
Product: nucleoporin 214
Exons: 36
Coding region: 113-5974 (1953 amino acids)
Biological process (GO): protein import into nucleus; RNA export from nucleus
Cellular component (GO): nuclear pore
Molecular function (GO): structural constituent of nuclear pore; protein binding
Source: RefSeq, a predicted model, not a curated record